AUGGCGCAAAAUAUCAAAACGAUCAAGUACUUCCACCGGAAGUUCGUCCAAGAAGAGCAGACGGCGCCGGAGGACGUUAAGGAAGCUUUCGCCACGUUCGCGGAGGGCGGCGACACCAUGUCCGCCGGCCAGCUUCGCGAAUUCGUGGACAAGGUUCAGUGCCAACCGCAAUACACCGUCGAGGAGUGUGAGCGGAUCAUGGAGACCUUCUUGAGAUCGCGAAGGGACGAAAGUGAUAAUGGUUUCACCCUCGAAGAAUUCUUCCAGUUCUUGUAUUUUGAUGAAUUCAAUGCUCCUCUCUCUCCUGAGGUACAUCAUGACAUGGAUGCUCCAUUAUCACAUUAUUUCAUAAACACAGGGCACAAUUCAUAUCUCACUGGGAAUCAACUAAGCAGCGAUUGCAGUGAGGUGCCAAUCAUACAAGCCUUGAAUAAAGGUGUUCGAGUUAUUGAACUUGACUUAUGGCCCAAUUCAAAUAAAACUGAUAUUGAUGUAGUUCAUGGAAGGACACUUACUGCUCCUGUGUCACUAUACAAAUGUUUAGUGGCCAUAAAAGAUAAUGCUUUUGUUGCUUCUGAAUACCCAGUCAUUAUAACUUUAGAAGACCACCUUACAAAAGAUCUUCAAGCUCUAGCUGCAGAGGUAACAAAUGAAAUAUUUGGAGAUUUGUUAUACUACCCUCCAGAAGAUGCAAUGGAUGAAUUCCCAUCACCAGAAUCAUUAAAAGGGAGAAUCCUAAUAUCAACAAAACCACCUCCAUACAAUGCAAGCAGUGAUCGUGAAUGUGAAGAAGAAUUGACGCCUUCAAGUGAGAUACAUAGUGGAGUAAUUCAUUACAAAAGAAUGAUUACAAUCCAUGCUGGAAAACCCAAGGGUCAUAUAAAAGAUUCCUUAUCAGUUGAUGGCAAAGUUAAGCGUUUAAGUUUGAGCGAACAGGAAAUCGAAAGGGCUUCAUCUUCUUAUGGAGAUGAUCUUAUUAGUUUUACACAGAGGAAUAUUCUGAGGGUGUAUCCUAAGGGGACACGUGUCAACUCCUCAAAUUUCCGGCCACAUAUAGGGUGGUUGUAUGGAGCACAAAUGGUUGCAAUGAACAUGCAGGGGUAUGGAAAAUCUCUAUGGCACGCACAAGGUUUGUUUAGAGCAAAUGGAGGGAGUGGUUAUGUGAAAAAACCUCCACUCCUAAUGAACAAAAAUGAUGACGGCCAAUCUAAUAUUUUUAAUCCCAAAACACCAUAUCCCACCUCCAGAAUUAUGAAGGUGAAAAUAUAUAUGGGAACAGGGUGGAUUUCUAAUUUCAGCAAAACACACUUUGAUACGUUCUCUCCACCAGACUUUUACAUAAAGGUGUCUAUACAUGGUGUACAAUAUGACAAAGCUAGGCACAGAACAAGGGUGAUUUCAGAUCAUUGGUUUCCAGUUUGGGAAGAAGAAUUUGAAAUCCCAUUGAAAGUUCCAAGUCUUGCAUUGGUUCUGAUAGAGGCAAGAGAGUAUGAUAAGCAUGAAAAGGAUGAUUUUGGAGGCCAAACAUGUUUCCCUGUCGAUGAAAUCAGACCGGGCUUCCGUUCAGUCCCUUUAUAUGAUGAAAAGGGCAAUAAAUAUAGCCAUGUAAAGCUUUUAUUGCGCUUUCAAUUUCAACAUAUUUAG
Arachis stenosperma is the source of this 1644-nucleotide messenger RNA. RefSeq names its product phosphoinositide phospholipase C 6-like. Lineage: Eukaryota; Viridiplantae; Streptophyta; Magnoliopsida; Fabales; Fabaceae. Gene Ontology annotation, molecular function: phosphatidylinositol-4,5-bisphosphate phospholipase C activity. The transcript is spliced from 10 exons. Gene Ontology annotation, biological process: phosphatidylinositol-mediated signaling; lipid metabolic process. The coding region runs from base 1 to 1644 and encodes 547 amino acids. The record is from RefSeq and is a predicted model, not a curated record.